Molecule: messenger RNA, 10112 nt
Organism: Spirodela intermedia
Lineage: Eukaryota; Viridiplantae; Streptophyta; Magnoliopsida; Alismatales; Araceae
Source: the annotation of a GenBank genome assembly
AUGGACGAGGAGAAAGGGGGCGGGUCAAUCUCUGGCAGAGUGUCUUCAUCGUUUCCCUCCUCCGCGGCCCCGCCCAUUGCCUCUUCUUCCUCCCAUGCCCCCGCAUCGACGAGCCAUCGACGGAGGUUUACGGUGGAGCUGAGAUAUGGGCAGACAACCAUUGUAUCCUGGAAGAGGCUCGUUAGGGAAACAAACAAGUCGAACGGAGAACCUGCAGCACCGUCCGGCGCACAUCCGGCUCUCGAGUCCAGAAUAGCUCCGCCUGCUGCGGUAUGUCCUAGAGCAACAAAAUGAAUUCGCUGAAAAUUGACAUUUUAAUUGCAGUUUCCAUUAUCGUUGCAUGACCUCCCACCCGUUGAUUCUGUCGCAUUGCUUACCUAGGUAGGUUGCGUAGUUUUCUCUUCCAUGCUUAUCACACAAUCUUUUCUCCCUUUAUUGCAUUUAUCUGGGCGAAACAAACAAACUCUGUCAUCUUUCCGAGUCGGUCAUUAUCGAUGCGUUCUGCAACUUCUCACGUCCUUUACCAGUCAUCGGACUCUCAUUCUGUUUGCAAGUAUCUCGCCAGCUAUAAAAAUGAUGGAACCAUGGCCGAGCAUAAUGUAGGCUUCAGGUCCUCCUCAAAUUAUGUUACGAUUACAGGUUUCAUGAAGUUCAAUACAUUUGUGGCCCAAAAUUGAAUCGUGCGCAAUUGAAUCUCAAUGAAGAUUUCAUCUCUAACUCCUGUGAGGCCUUCGCUUCUCUUUCUCGAAUUGUGCAUAGAAGAUUGCUAAUAGUCCCCGUAGAAGCUAAUGAGAAAAACUACCAGUCACUGGCUCCCUGGUAAAGCCCGUCAGGCUUGACUGUGAAGUGCUGUUGGUCACAUUAAACAAGACUUAUUUCAAGGAAAUUGUUCUAAUCCAUGGGCUUGAUACAAGUGUUUUGGGGACGAGUUUUUUUUCGUAUAACUAUGGCCUGUAAAAUGAGGUUUAGAUAUAUUUAAACAUUAAGAUGUGAUGAGUAUUUCAUAGAUAAAAGAGUAUGGCAUUUUAAGAAAAUCCAUUUCAUCGUUUAGAAUAUAACAAGGUCGUAUGGUCAUUGUAGUGGGUCACUGUGGUGAUGGGUAGUAGUGGCCAUAUGAUCAUAAUUUCCUUUGUGGUGGAAAACAACAGUCGCAUUUCAAACUCUUUAGUGGCAGGAUCAAUAGGUGGUGGUGGCUACAAUAGAAAGCUGUGGCUAUGUUUUUCAACAUUGAUAUGUAGUAAGGUUGAUGGGUAUUGUUGGCCAUGCUUUAAUGAGUCUUACUGGUCCCAGGCGACAAUUGUGUCUAGAGGAAGGUGACAAUAUCAGUGAGUGGUGUUUCUCAUGUAAUGACAGCAGUAGAAAUAAUGUCAUGUUCAUAGCUAGUAGUUUUGCAUGACACUGAAAGUGGACAAUUCAAGUUGGCGGAUGGCAAUUAUUGUUAGCUUUCGCGCACUUUAGUGAUUUCUAAGCCAUUCUUUAUUCUCAGAUUAAUUUGGAUAUCUCAUUGGAUGUGCCUCUGGCUACUAAAAAAUUUGGUCAUUGGGUUGCCUUAUUUAGCUUGGUUUCACCAUUUCAGCUGGGUCUGCAUCUAAGCUCCUGUUUAGCAAGGUUUUCUUUUUUUAUCUUAUUUUCCAUCUUGAUGGUUAGCCCUUGGAUAUGUUGGUGGAGCUCGUUUUGAAUGGAGUUUACUCUGGCCAUCUCAGUAGCUCCUCAUUAGUAAGACUAGUCUUUAAAUAUCUCGGCAGGUCUGUAUUAGGAGAGGUUCUUCUUCAGUGUGGAUCUUUGGCAGUGGCUAUCUUUAGUAUUCCUACGAUUUUUCUUUCUCUUCUGCUUUGAUUUACUUAUUUUCGAGUUUGUUUGCACGUUUCCAUUGGAAUCUAUGUUUAUGGCUUUUUGCUGAGGAAAACUUCGGUUAACUCUCCAUCCCUUGUCUUUUCAUCAUUGAUGUGUGCAUCAGUUAAAUUAUUCUGCUUAACCGCCCCGGAUUUAAAUAUUUUUACUUUUUUUCGCUAUAGGCUCACCCAAUGGAAGGUGAACAGAAGGAUGCUCAGCCUGCUCCAAAUCGUUUUAGUGCAGUUAUUGAGAAGAUCGAACGCCUUUACAUGGUUUGGGACAUUAUUUUUGGUUCUUGGUCUGAAUUUUUACCGUGAAUUAUAUAAACUCUCAAUAUUAUAAUUUAUUCUCUGUUUAUUAACUUGAAGUUUCUUCAGAUCAACUCGAAUUUCUGUUUUGACUCGAAUCCUUUAUCUUGUGUUCAGGGUAAGGAGAGCAGUGAUGAAGAAGAAGUCGAUGAUGUUCCUGAUGAUGAUCAAUACGAUACCGAGGAUUCUUUUAUAGAUGAUUCAGAACUGGUUUGUACUUCCUGAUGCAUUGAUAUGUUGCGUUUAAUGUUCACAACCGUCUCAUGGAGUAUUUCUAAAUUUUUUAUCUCAAACAAAAAAAAUAAUGUUCUACUGAGCAUUGGAUAAUUUGGCAGUGUAAUGGCCACAUAGACGUUCCCCUUUUGUUUAUAUUCAUUAUCUGACGGAGUAAAUUGUGCUUUAACUUGGUUCCAUAGAGCUUGAAUAAGGUACAUUGACAUCAAAAGAACUGCCUACUUUCAAAGAAAACGUAGUUCGAAAACCUGUAAACAUUGUCUGGAGGCCCUUCUAGAUUCUCAUACGAUCAUUGCUUCUCUUUUUCUCUUCAGUGUUAAUUUAUUUAAUCGUUUCCAUCUAGCACUUGUACAAAUAUAUUUCAUGCCAUAAUCAUGGCUUCUCUCUAAGCUAUUUAAUCCAUGCAGAAUGAAUACUUUGAAGUUGAGAAGCAAGCGACGAAACACAAUGGAUUUUUUGUUAACAGAGGGCCUUUGGAACGAAUGUAAUUGCUCUGAAUCUCUGUCUUUCUUUCUCCCUCUGGGCUCUAAAAUGGGAAGCUAUUCGUUAUUUCUAUGUUUCAAAUAUAGUGGGAAGGCUUUCUUGUCAUGUGGUUCUUUUAUUCUUGUGGUAAUCAACGAUCUUAUUUUUAAUGUUACAUGGGAGCAACUGAUGAAAUUCACACUGAUUUCAUUAUUUAUUAUUUUUUAAUCAUUGUAGUGAACCCAGCUCAUCAGUACCUAGCUUGGUGCCAAAGAAGAGAAGAAGAAAAGAUUCUACAAAAGGUGAAGAUACAAUGAACGAACUUGUGAAUGUGGGUAGUGUGCGUUUAAAAGCAGCAGCUAGGAAUGCUCCAUUGGUAGGAAGGAAACCAUCAAGUCCCAGUAGAAUUAUGGGCUCCUUUGCUGAGCACGGUCAUGAAGGUAAGAUCAUCAAAAAUAAGUUGAGCACAUCCGUGGGAAUGUACAGAAAAAAGAAUAUUGAUCCCACCAUAAAAGUGGAUAGUCUGCCUUAUGUGAAGUUACAAAGUAAGAAUAUCUUGGGAUCUUCUUUAGAUGAUAAGGAUGUUCUGAAUCAUCAGUCUGGGUCGACUAGACUUAGUGAUCCCGCAAACAAGUUGAGAACUACAGGUGAAUCAUUCAGUGCAGUCAAUCUGCUGCCAUCUCGUGAAAAGGGCAGUUACUUUCAAGUUGAGCCCCACUCCAGACUGAUUAAGGAAAAUGAAAUUGAGGUCUCCCCCAAAAUUCGGCGCAUGGAGAAAAAUGGUUCAGAGAUGUUACCUGACUUGAACUCUCCUGGCGAUAUGUAUUCUUUGCAAAGAGUGGUAAGAACCACACUUUCCUUCCGAAUAAUUAUUUGAGAACUCAUUUUCAGAUAAUCUAAUUUAAUUUGAAUAUGAUUUUCAUGAUCAUUCUACUAUUCAUGAACUCAAUAUCUAUUCCAUAAUGCUUAUUUUCUUUCUGACAUUGUACAGAAAUCUUCAUUUGUGAAGGAGGGCUCUGGGAUAGUCAGACCAAAGGGCACAACACUGGAACGAGCUAUCCGUGACUUGGAGAAGAUUGUCUCAGCAUGUAAGCUCGUAAGGUUCCAUAAUAUUUGUGGCCCCACAUUAUUAACAAUUAAUUUGCUUCAUACAGGCAGACCACCAAAUAUGGAUAUUCAGGAUUUCGAUGCUUCAUCGCAAGUGAAGAAAAGAUUACCUCAGGAAGUAAAGCAAAAGCUUGCUAAAGUUGCUAGAUUAGCGGUAAAGUUUGAAAAUUUUCUGCAUUCAGCUUCGGAAUGGUGUACCUAUUUGAUGCUUUUAGCCCCAUCGCAUGCGAAUUUAAGGAUUACAAAGUGGUUUGCUUUUAUUUACUGUAUUGAUAGACGAGAGAGAGAGAGAGAGAGAGAUCCCUAUUUGUAAUAACCCUAUUUGUCAACCUGGUUUUACCUGUCAUCCUCAAUAUAUUGUGCCACAUCUCCAAAGUUUUCUAUUCCAUGUUUCCAUGGAUGGACUUGGCACAUUUGUCAUUGUUACUGCAUAAAUAAUUACACAACUCCCUGGUCUUCCAUGGAUCCUCUUGUUGUUCAUCACCUGUCGUCAGACAUUGGAGAAAAAGACAGCAGAAAACAAUUUCUGAGGCCUUAGGUUCCAAGUGUCUGCUCUGAUAGGCAAAAGUACAUGAUUCACGAAAUAUAACAAUCUUGUAAAAGAUAAGUGUAAAAUAGAGGGAGAAGAAAAAGCUGUGUACCUUAUACAACCUACACCCCCAACUUUGGAAAGGUUUAUCAAUCAUAAUCACCUAGGAACACUCGUAUAUUUUUUAUUAUUAUAUUGGUAGCUCUAAAUUACCUAGAAUUUAUUCUUCUAAACUAUGCUCUGAUUUUUUAAUGAGUUUGUAUCCUCAAAAUUCUUAUGGCAAUGAAACCUGGGUUUCCCUUCAGCUGCUUUUAUUUGGUCUGCAGGCAAGUCAAGGAAAAGUAAAAGAGGAAGAUUUGGUUGACCGUCUUAUGGGCAUUGUUGGCCAUCUAGUGCAGCGGAAAACAUUGAAGGUAAUAACUUGUGUUAAAAAUGAUUUGACAUGCUUAUCCGUUCAUUACGAAAUAUCAGUGUUUCUCCUAGUGUUGACUAGAUUGUCCUGUGCUUUAUCUAUGGUACUUGGUAACAAAGGUAAACACAUUGCUGUGUUUUUGCCUUAACUGAAAAAGGAAUUCGCUUCAAUCAUUUUUUAAUUUCAGUUUAAGGAUGAGGCAUUUCUUGCUCUGCCAUUGGUUUUGAGCAUUAGUUUAGGCCGCGAGCUCAUUACGUUUCAUCUAUCAGUCCCCAGAUUUUUUUCAAUUUAUUUUCCCAGCAUUUUCCCCCAUUUUUCUUGCUGUCUAACAACCUGGUGAAACAAUUAAAUCAAUCAUGACAUUGAAUUAAUUAAUUUUUUUUAUAGUGUGGUGACUGAAAUUCAUUCAUUUAUAUCAUAAUGUUACCAGAAUAAUAGGCUUUAUUUAUGCUACGUUUUUUUUCUGGAACAAAGAACGUAGAGAGAAAUGUCAUUUCUAGCUUAGUACUCUUGUUUAUUGUCUAGAAAUAUGUGUCGCAAUGCUGGUUCCGUCUGGUUACUACCCUGCAGUCGUGUGCCAUCUAAAGCCUAUUUGAAAUACUGUUCUGAUAUCAAGAUAUUCUGAUUUUGAUCUAUGUAGCCUUUUCGCGUAGAUUUAUCAUUGAUAGUUUUUUUAUUAUUCAGCAUAGAGUAAAACGACAGGAUAAGCUGUCACACCAAUUUCGCAUCUGUCAUAUUUAACACAUGUUUAUGCGAGAUACAUUUGUUCGCAUCAUUUGAUUAUUAUGAGGCAUAAGAACUGCUUGGUAAAUAAUGACAGAGUAGUUUUUCAUUUUUCUCCUCACCACUCAAUGAUAAUUUUUUGCAUCGUCUUCACUCCAUGCACUUGUGGAAUUAAGCAGUUUUAUGGCUUCUGUUGUUUAUCUAUAGGAGGCAUGACAACCGUGUUAGUAAAUAACAACACAAUAGCUUCCCAUCUUUCUCUGCAUCACCCAAAGAUAAUUUUUGCAUCAUCUAUACUCCACGCAUUUCUGGAGUUGAGCUGCCCAAUGGCUAUCGUUGUUUAAAUGCCUAAGUGAGGCAUUGGAAUUCUCUAUUCACUGUAGCUUCUGCCCUCCUUGACCUUACAUUAGACUAUAUUGCAUUACUAUGACAGAUGUUGAAAAACCACCCUGUCAAAAAGCCAGAGAUAUGUUGAAAAAAACGCUGUAUAAACUCUGUAAGGACAUGGAAAACUCGCUAUCAAAGGGUCCCAGGUCAUUAAUUAUUUCACGCGCUGUCCCAUUACCUCAAUUUAUAGGCGAAUAUAUUAUUGUAAGCUGAUUAGAAAUUCCCUCGGUUUUAUUUGGAGAAUUAUACAUCCCAUUCUUACCCAAGUUAACACGUGAUUUCGUAUCCAUUAAUAGGAAGAUUCUUGAAAUAAAAAGCUACUGUGGGCGGAAGCAUUUAAGACUGUAUACGAAUUUAUCUCUGGAAAAAUGUAUGCCUUCCUCAUAACCAUUAGUCAAGGAGGAACAAUUUGUAGAACCUGGUGAAAAGCCCGCAACAAAUGUUAAGAGUUGGGAAAUGACAGCAAUGGAGUCCAAAACUCGUGGUUUUAUUUGCACAGUCUAUUCCUUGGUAAUCUAAUCCCAGAGAUCUAUGAACAAGCUUAUGCUUGACUAGCCAAGUAGAUAAAUGACUCUGCAUCUUCUUGAUAUCUCCCGCAUUUGGAUUCGCAAAAGUUUUUCAUAUUUACAAUUAAAUUCGUAUUGACUAGUUAAGCGUCCUAUAGUAAGAGGAGUAGUUAUGAACCUUGUAGUUCAUCCCCAUGGGGAUGACGAAGGGUGGAAAACGACCCAUGACCUCUUGGGGUUAUCCUCAUUUCAAUAGAUAGGAAGAACGAUGGAAAUGAGAUCCAUGGUGCAGUGCUCUGUCAGGUUCAUGAAAGAUUUCAGUGAUGCGUAAACCUAGGGCGGUGGUCAAGAAUCCUAUCUCCAAUUGGAAAUUGGCUUUAGUGAAAAUUUCCUGUUCCAAAAUAAUCUAUAAAUUCAGUCAGCGGAAAUGGUUACUCUGUGCGAUUAAAAGUAAUCAGUAUUCAGUAUCCAUGUUGAAUGUGUCACCGUUGAUAUCAUUUGGUGGAGACUCUAGAUAUGAAAUGAAAUGGCUCUGUCGACACCUUCACUUUACUGAUGUGGUGGAGAAGUGUUCAUAUUCAAGCAUUAAGUUGAUGGAACAUGCAGCCACUUAUAUAAUGGACACUUGUGAUUAGACUGACAUUAUUGGGUUUGAAGUACAGCCCGGUAACCGUAUAUUAUCACUAUGGAGUAAUUUCAGUGCCGACUGUGAAAAUGGAUGAUGAACAAGCUGUCAUCCACAAAAUCAAAGAGUGCAGAAUUCACAGUCUGUGAUCUGAGUUUAUAUAUUAUGUUACUCUGAUCUGGCACCUUUCCGACUUGGGCAGUUUUUCUUCCUUUGAUACCUUUUUAUCAGCCAAACAGAUACUUUGAGCCGAGGGUUCAUGUUAUGCCUUGGGCAAUAUCCUUGAUGUUUUAGACUUGGAUAUGAUGUUUAUGAUGCCACCAGUUCGGUACCCAUGAAAUGCAUCCCAUAUUUUUGCAGGAUAAAUGGUUUUUUUCCUUUAUAGUUUCGAUUUUCUUUGUUUCCUGGACCUGAUGAAGAGAUUGUUGUUAACUUGCUAUUUUUGUCAGAGGAACUUGAAGGAGAUGGUUGAACUGGGACUGUCAGCGAAACAAAUAAAAGAUGAUAGGUUCCAGCAGAUAAAAAAGGAGGUUACUGAAAUGAUAAAGACGCGGAUCGUGCAUUCAAGAACCAAGGUAAUUUUUCAUUUCUAAAUAUUCAGUGUGUUUCCUUUUUGUGGGCGAGGUUCAUAGAUGACAGAGACCCAAACUUGAUCCAGCGGCCAUGCUCCAUUGCUCUGUGGAUUGAAAGAUUUACACGAAAAGUUGUCUAACCGUGAUUUCAUAUGCAUGCAAUCAAACCUAGAAGUGUUUCUUAUUUAGGUUGACACUUCUGCAUGUAAAACCUAAUAAAACACGCAAAAGCAUCUGUGAGCAAUCAGUGUGCACAAAAAAUGUUGGAUGAAUGGAUAUACAUGUAGCUGUUUUUCGUGAUGUUCGAUCUUUCACCUAUGUUUACAUGUACAAAGUUCAAAAACACUGGGCACCAUUGCUAUUGACUGUUCACAUAUGAGUACUUUACAACUACCGAUGGAAGGGUAAAUAUGGACUAAAUGAGGCUUGCAGCUUUUGUGUCAAUAUGGUCUGAAUCUUGUAGAUCAGCAAUGAAGUUAGGUUAACAUUUUUAAUUAAGUUUUGGUAUUCAUUAAUUAUUCAGGUCACCGUUAGAGUUUCACUAAUUAUUAGCUCACCUGAUCCAUUGAUAUCCUUUUGACGGAUGCAUUAUGAAAACUCAGUUUUAGGGUAUCCAUGGUUAUUGAACUAUACAUAUUCUGGAACUGUGGUGAACUAAUAAUUUAUGGCAAUUAUUUUUAUGAGAAAGAUGCAACCCAGCAUCAGUUUUAUGCAUCUAUUACUUGUCCAACCUGUUUUGGGUUUUCUUGACAGUCUGUGCUUCAUUCUUUUACAGGUUCCUGAACAGCAGGAUAGUUUCUCUGAUGAUUUUCAGGAGGUUGUCGGUAAUGAAGAAAAAAGAGUACCUAAAGCAAAAUAUAGCAUGGAUGAUGCAAUUGAAGACAAGAUCUGUGAUCUUUAUGAACUGUAUGUUGAGGUAUAUGCCUCCCAAUUCUCCACGUUUAUAUUUUUACUCUUGAGAAUAAUCUAUAUUGGGAACAAUGGACAAAUCAAGGUAAGAAGAAAUAGGCUUUGAAGGACUCCUUUUAAAAAUAUUUUUCGUAAUAUGUAUGCUGGAUAUGUAAUGUUCAGGUUGUUCAAUGAGAUUCGAUGUAAACUACGGAUGCUUUUGUCAAGAUUACACCUUUUAUCUAAUGUUUUAAGAGUACAUUCAUGAUCUAGCUUGUUAUGUGGCAAUACAGCUGAUAUGACUUUUAUCUUAUUUAGGGAAUGGAUGAGGAUAAAGGCCCCCAAAUGAGAAAGCUUUAUGUGGAGGUAAUGAAAUACCCUUUAAAUAGCUAUAUUAUGUGUAUCUUUCAGUCUUCCCUACUUUGCUAAUCUACUGCUUAUAUUAUAUUCAGUUAUUGGAUAUCAGUUUACAACUCUUUUUUUCUUCUUUUUUUUCCGUUGUCAUUUCGUUCAAGUUGGUCACUGACUGUUCUACUGGCCCUUUUUAUCGGAUUUUCUUUUAAUCUAUUAAUGAGUUAAAUUCUCGGAAAUUUUAAUGUCAUUUUGUGCCCCUCGAUGUUUAAUGGGUCAUUUGGAUUUUGCCUUUUUUCCAUCUGUCAGUAUGUUAAGAUAUAUCCUCCCUUUUUUAGGGUUUGAUGAACUUAUUUUGUCUGUGACCCAGCUUGCGGAGCUAUGGCCGAACGGUUACAUGGACAAUGUGGGUAUCAAAGAUGCUAUUUACAGAGCAAGGGAGAGAAAGAAAGCUUUCUACAGGCAGCAGGUCUUCCUCUCUCUCUCUCUCUCUCUCUCUCUCUCUCUCUCUCUCUCUCUCUCUCUCUCUCAUGCUUUUGAACAUGUUUUCAAUUGGUUUCAUACGCUCAGAGGUACUAUUUCUUGGAGAAAACUGCGAAAAUUAUAAAAAAUAACUCCAUAUCUCUUUUCAUUUCCAUUUGAGAACUUGCGAACCAGACUUUGUUGGUUCAAUGGACAGGGGACCCAUCUUCUCAUGGUUCAAGAACACCCAGUUGAGAAGAACGAUGACCGGUUCUUGCUUGUUGCUCCAGGACCGGGAGGAGGAGAGGAUGAAGAGGAAGAAGCUGUCGGCCGCUGGCAGGUUGGAAGAGAACGCGGUCGUCACGUUGGGUCUUCAGGCGCAGCAGCUCCCCUCGCUGUACCUGCCAGAAGCUAAUGAGCAGGUCGCGAUGGCUGCCCACCAGCCGCCGUCCCUCACACAGCCCGGGAGGAUGGCCGAUCAAGCUCCCUCCUUUCCCAAUGGCGGCGCCGGUCACCACCACCUCGAGCCGAAGAAUCCCGAGAGGAGUAAACCCGGCGGGGCUCUUCCUCCUGGCGAGGCGAUGAGGAUCGAUGCGGCUGCUCUUCUGAAGAGGAAGCUGAAGAGGAAGCUGAAUCCCGAGACUGGAGAAGCCGCCGCCGUUGCACCGGUGAGGGAGAAACUCGGUGCUUCCGGCCCGAGUCUGGAUCCUUGA